This is a messenger RNA of Podarcis raffonei (Aeolian wall lizard), 3987 nucleotides long. Its product is annotated as vomeronasal type-2 receptor 26-like. The record is from RefSeq and is a predicted model, not a curated record. The coding region runs from base 1 to 3987 and encodes 1328 amino acids. Gene Ontology annotation, cellular component: membrane. The transcript has 13 exons. Gene Ontology annotation, biological process: G protein-coupled receptor signaling pathway. NCBI's taxonomy places the organism in Eukaryota, Metazoa, Chordata, Lepidosauria, Squamata, Lacertidae. Gene Ontology annotation, molecular function: G protein-coupled receptor activity.
AUGCCCCAUUCAGUCUUUGGGAACCUGAAGGCAAUAUGUCCCUUGAAUCUGAUCAGGGAACCAACUGAUGCACGCAAUUACUACCGGCCUGGUGAUUUCAUCAUUAGUGGGAUCAUAUCUCCAAAUAUUAUUAUGGAUCAACGUCCAUACAACUUUUCCAAGACCCCGGUAGUCAAGUUUGAGGGUGGGACAGUUAGGUACUACUGGCACAUCUUGUCCUUCUUGUUCACCAUCCAGGAGAUCAACCAGAAUCCACGACUCUUACCCAAUAUCACCCUGGGCUACAACCUCUAUGAGAACUAUUUAGAUGCAAGGAUGACUUCCGAUGCCAUGAUAGACUUGCUUGGAGGCUGGGAUAGCAAUAUUCCAAAUUAUAACUGUGGGAGGAAAAAUCACCUCCUGGCUGUCCUUGAAAGGGGGAAAUCUGCAAUUGCAAAAGAGAUUCAAGCCAUGUCAGGCAUCUACAAAACCCCACAGCUCAGUUAUGGCUUCACCGCCCGGCUUCUUGAGGGUGAAACUGAGUUUCCUUCUGUAUACCAGAUGUUCCCCAGAGAAGAAGCUCAGUACACGGGGAUUGUUCAGUUGCUCCUGUACUUUGGAUGGACAUGGAUCGGCCUCCUUGCUCCAGAGGAUGACAGUGGAGAAAGCUGGGAAAGUUGCAGAGAGGAGGAGAGACUUGAGACUUUGCCCCAGGAGGAGCUGGAGAGAGCCCUGUCUCAAGACAGCUACAGCACUUACGUCAAUGUUCAUGCUGUGGCUCAGGCCUUAAAUGCUGCCGUUUCAUCUAGGUCAAAGCAGAUGAUGGUGCUGAGUGAAGGAGAUGAAUGGGAGCAUCACAGGCUACAGCCAUGGCAACUCUACCAUUUCUUAAAAGAAAUCCAGUGUUUGAAUACUUCCAUGGGCAGACCAUGUUUGGAUGAGAACUGGGAGCUGCCACCUGACUUCGACAUUGUGAACUGGCUGAUGUUUCCCAAUAACUCUCGUACUAGAGUGAAAAUUGGGAAUAUAAGGGGAGCGGCAUCAACCAACAUGAAGUUCACCAUUGACUCAAAAGACAUUGAGUGGCCCAACCAAUUUAAGAAGACUGUGCCUCGCUCCAGGUGUACCAAAAGCUGCCAGCCUGGAUACGCCAAGGUGGUUCAAGAAGGAGAGCCAAUUUGCUGCUAUGCUUGUGCUCCAUGUGCAGAAGGGACCAUCUCCACUCAGGAAGGCAUUGUGUUAGUAAUCUUCAUUAAAUACAAGGAGACUCCCAUAGUGAAAGCCAACAACCAGGACCUCUCCUACAUCCUCCUCCUCUCCCUCCUGCUUUCUUUUUUGUCCACCUUCCUGUUCAUUGGGCAACCAAGGAAAGGGACCUGCCUUCUCCAACAAACAGCCUUCAGCAUCAUCUUCUCAGUUGCUGUUUCUUCUGUCUUGGCAAAGACCAUCACGGUGGUGCUGGCCUUCCUGGCCACGAAGCCAGGAAACAGGGAAAUAGCCUGGAAAGGGGAACCUGUAGCAAUCCAGAUAUUGUUGGGGGGUGAUAUUUCAUUAUCCUUGAACAUUGGCCAUGCUGCAGAGGCAGAUUUAGGGGAGCACACGACCAGUUUGGAUGCCUCAACCGCUGAUCAGAAUGGAGUUCCAUCAUAUAGGUUCCACUGGCACAUCUUGUCGUUCUUGUUCACCAUCCAGGAGAUAAACCACAAUCCCCAGUUCUUACCCAACAUCACCCUGGGCUACAACCUCUAUGAGAACUAUUUUGAUGCCAGGAUCACUUCUGAGGCCAUGCUAGACCUGGUUGCAGGUGGCAGGAGCAACAUUCCCAACUAUAAGUGCAGGAAAUGGAAUAACCUUCUGGCUGUUCUGGAGGGGGCCGAUUCUACACUCUCAAAAGAGAUUUCUGCCAUGUCAGGCAUCUACAAAAUCCCACAGAUCAGUUAUGGGUUGGUUCCUCAAGUUCUUGAUGAUAAAACUCAGUUCCCUUUUCUAUACCGAAUGGUCCCCAAAGAAGAAAGUCAAUACUUGGGUAUUAUCAAGUUGCUCCUGCAUUUCAGAUGGACAUGGAUUGGCCUCUUAGCGCCAGAGAACGAUGAUGCAGAAAGAUUUAUCAGUGGCUUGACACCUCUGAUGAUCAGCAAUGGGAUUUGCAUUGCUCUGUCAAAAAGAAUUCCAGAAAAGAAUCCACAUCAAAUGUUCAGUUUGAAUGAACCCUUUGUCCUAUGGAGACAACUGGGUGUAUUUGUUUACUAUGAAAAUACUCGCAUGGGGUGGCUCCCAAUCAUGACACUACAAGCAGCACUUGGGGAACAAAUUGGGCCAAAAGUCUGGAUCACAAUAGGUUUAAAGGACAUCAAUGUGUUUUUAUCUUAUCCUCCUGAUUUAUUCCAGUACAUCCAUGGCUCUUUGUCCUUCAUAAUGAAGUUGGGGGAAAGGACUAAGCGUGACUACUAUAACCCAUCUUCCUAUAUUCUUCAUCACUUCUGGCAGAAAGCGUUUCAUUGUUCAUAUUCAAAACAUGUGCUGGCUGUGAAAGGUUGGAGAAGAUGCACAGAGAACAAGAAACUGGAGAUGGUCCCUGAAGAGGAGCUACAGAGAGCCCUGUCUCAAAACAGCUACAUCAAUUACUUCAAUAUCCAAGCUGUGGCACAUGCCUUACAUGCUGCAUAUUCAGCUAGAUCAAAGUGGAUGUUGGUGGCUGGUGGAGGAGACAGGUUGGAACAUCAAAGGCUACAGCCAUGGCAGCUCCACCUUUUUUUAAGAGAAAUUCCAUUUCUGAAUACUUCAAUGGGCAGGCUAUAUUUGGGUGAGAAUGGAGAGCUGGCAGGCACCUACAAUAUUGAGAACUGGAUUAUGUUUCCCAAUAAGUCUCGUGUUAGAGGGAAAAUUGGGAGCAUAGAGAGGGGCGCCUCCCCUGACGUAAAGUUUACCAUUAACGCAAAAGCCAUUGUCUGGCCCCAACAGUUUAACAAGGCUGUGCCUCUCUCCAGGUGUACCAAAAGCUGUCUGCCGGGCUAUACCAAGGUGGUUCAAGAAGGACAACCACUUUGCUGCUAUGCUUGUGCUCCAUGUGCGGAAGGGAUGAUCUCCACUGAGGAAGAUGCAGACCAUUGCAUCAAAUGCCCAGAAGAUCAGCAUCCAAACAAGGACCAAGAUCAAUGUGUCCCCAAGAUUAUCACCUUCCUGGCUUAUAAAGAACAAUUGGGGAUCAUCUUAACUUCUGUUACCGUAUUCUUGUCUUUAACAACAGGCAUUGUGUUAGGAAUCCUCGUUAAAUACAGGGAGACUCCCAUAGUGAAAGCCAACAACCGAGACCUCUCCUAUAUCCUCCUCUUCUCCCUUCUACUUUCCUUUUUCUCCUCCUUCCUCUUUAUUGGGAGGCCAAGGAAAGUGACCUGCCUUCUCCGACAAACAGCCUUCAGUAUCAUCUUCUCGGUUGCCGUCUCUUCUGUUUUGGCAAAAACCAUCACUGUGGUUCUGGCCUUCCUGGCCACAAAGCCAGGGAACAAGGUGAGGAGAUGGCUGGGGAAGAGUCUCGCCAACUCCAUUGUCAUUUCCUGUUCCAGUGUCCAAGUUGUCAUCUGCACCAUCUGGCUAGGUAUCUCUCCCUCAUUCCCAGAUUCUGACAUGCACUCCCAAGCUGGAAAGAUCAUCCUUCUAUGCAAUGAAGGCUCUGUUGCCAUGUUUUACACUGUCCUUGGCUACAUGGGCUUCCUGGCUGCCAUCUGCUUAACGGUGGCUUUCCUAGCCAGGAAGCUGCCUGGGGCCUUCAAUGAAGCCAAGCUGAUCACCUUCAGCAUGCUGGUCUUCUGCAGUGUUUGGGUGUCCUUUGUGCCCACCUACCUGAGCACAAAGGGGAAGUACAUGGUGGCCGUGCAGGUCUUCUCUAUGUUGGCCUCCAGUGCUGGGCUUCUGGGCUGCAUCUUCCUUCCCAAAUGCUACAUUAUCAUACUCAGGCCUGAUCUGAAUACAAAGGAGCACCUGACGACAAAAAGUAAAGAUGGCAUCUAA